AUGUGGGAGGACUACUUCUCGGUGCAAAUCUUCUUCAUUAUACUUCGCGAGACUUUGGAGUCGGCCAUCAUUGUGUCGGUGCUUCUUUCGUUCCUUCAGCAAAAUUUCACUUCGAAAGAUGAACAUGGCGCACUUGUGGUCCAAGGAUCAGCCUCUGUCUAUCGGGGUUUAGUGCUUCAAGUUUGGGUGGGCGCGCUUUCCGGUUUGGCAAUUUGCCUCUGUCUUGGUACGAUCUUUAUUGCUGUUUUCUACCUUGUGGGAAGCGAUCUCUGGUCUGUUGCUGAGCGGGUUUGGGAAGGCGUGUUCAGCAUCGUCAGUGCGCUCAUCAUUGCUGUGAUGGGAAUGGCUCUUUUGCGCGUAAACCAACUACAAUCCAAAUGGAAGUGGAAGCUUGGUGCUGCCCUGAAUGAAAAUGACGAGGAUAUGCUCCAGGACUUCGAAGAUGAACCUAUGUCCGAUUACUUGACCAAGUCUGUGAAAGUGCGCGCAAAACUUAGAAGGUUCACCCGCAAGUACGCUUUGGGGAUUCUGCCGUUUGUGACUACACUUCGUGAGGGCUUGGAGGCUGUUGUGUUUGUGGGAGGCAUCGGUGUCAACCAACCGAUAUCUUCUUUUCCACUGGCCAUCGUUACCGGCGCGCUUGCGGGCACAGGAAUCGGCGUCGUCUUGUACAAGGGAGGAAAUAAGAUGUCUCUGCAGUUCUUCCUUGUCGUUGCCACAUGUUUCCUCUACCUUGUCGCUGCAGGCCUCAUGUCGAGAGGGGUUUGGUUUUUGGAGCUCGAACGGUUUGUUCAAAAAUGCGGCCAGGACACUUCUGAGACCGGCAGCGGGCCAGGAUCCUACGAUAUCACCAAUUCUGUGUGGCACGUGAACUGCUGCAAUGGACUUACGGACGGUGGAUGGAUGCUAUUCAACGCGCUACUUGGUUGGACAAAUUCUGCCACUUAUGGAUCUGUUGCGUCGUAUAUUAUAUUCUGGUGCUUUGUGAUCGGCCUGAUAAAGAGCAAAGAAAUGAUUAAUACAAACGGCUACUUACCAGGAAUACCUUUGCGUUACCAGCUGGAGAGUAUAAAGAAGAGAAUCGCCAUCGAUCGGGUCUUCUUGGAGGAGGGUGUACAGGACUACCAUGACGUUUCCAGCAACCACAGCGUCGACCAGGUGGCUGCUGUCAACGAGCAGAGCACCCUUUUGCAUACCUCCGAUAAUUAA
This is a messenger RNA of Ogataea haglerorum, 1209 nucleotides long. RefSeq lists its product as uncharacterized. Gene Ontology annotation, molecular function: ferrous iron transmembrane transporter activity. The coding region runs from base 1 to 1209 and encodes 402 amino acids. Gene Ontology annotation, biological process: iron ion transmembrane transport. Gene Ontology annotation, cellular component: high-affinity iron permease complex; fungal-type vacuole membrane; plasma membrane. Lineage: Eukaryota; Fungi; Ascomycota; Pichiomycetes; Pichiales; Pichiaceae. The transcript has a single exon. The record is from RefSeq and is a predicted model, not a curated record.